Molecule: messenger RNA, 794 nt
Organism: Camelina sativa (false flax)
Lineage: Eukaryota; Viridiplantae; Streptophyta; Magnoliopsida; Brassicales; Brassicaceae
Product: early nodulin-like protein 15
Cellular component (GO): plasma membrane
Molecular function (GO): electron transfer activity
Source: RefSeq, a predicted model, not a curated record
AAAAACCACACAAGAUCCUCUUAACACUCAUCAUCUCCAACUCACUCAAACACAUAUAUACACACUAAUACUUUUGUCUUUUUAAAACUCAGUACAGAGAGAGUAUUUAUUUAUAAUCAAUGGCUUCUUCUUCUUCAUCUCUUCUAGUUACCAUAUUCCUCUGUUUGUCUUUCUUAUACUUCUUGUCCGUAGAUGCAAAUGAGGUUGCCGUCGGUGGAAAAGCCGGUGACUGGAAGAUCCCUCCUUCCGCUUCUUUCUCUUUCAACGAAUGGGCUCAAAAAGCUCGUUUCAAAGUCGGGGACUUUAUUGUUUUCAAGUACGAAGCCGGUAAAGACUCUGUUCUCCAAGUGACACGAGAAGCUUACGAGAAGUGCAACACCACGAGCCCUAAAGCCAGCUACUCGGACGGAAACACAAAGGUGAAGCUAAACCAAUCCGGUCCGCUUUACUUCAUCAGUGGAACAGAGGGUCACUGUCAAAAGGGUCAGAAGCUACGCCUAGUUGUUGUCACUCCUCGUAACUCUGCUUUCUCUCCAGCUCCUUCACCAUCUGAGUUCGACGGUCCCGCCGUAGCUCCUACUAGUGGUGCCGCUAAGCUCACUGGCGCAUUCGCCGUCGUCAGCCUUGUUCUUGGAUUCUGGACCUUCUGAAGCUUUUCUUAUAGAAGAAAAAUUAGUUUGAAUUCUAUUUAUUAAUUUUCGAACAUGAAGCAGAGAUCAGAUCACCGUUGUUUCGCUAGUCUUGUUACUUAUUAAAUUAAAUGAAUUAAUUAUUUAAUCGGCUUUGUUCUUCCU